UUGUUCCCCUCCCCGGGGGGCGUGUGCGUGUUUUUCCUCCCACUCCUCCUCACUCAGCGCUCCGCAGGCGCGAUCUCGUCAGCGCGCGACACGGACGCGGACACGCGCUCGCUGCUCCUUCCUCUUUUCUCGCGCUCUCUCUAUCCUGCGCGUUCAGCUCGAACCCCGGACACAUGGGUUUGCCCCGGUGAGCGAACUAGCGGACGCCGAGCCGAGCGGAGCCGUCAGUGCUCUUUCCUGAGAGAGAGCGCUAUUAUUGAUCAGAGCGGUAUCGAUAAGCGCGCUACUGAUCGUAUUGGAAGAUGCCGGAGCUCAUGUCGGUGGAGGACUUCAUCGCGGAGACGCUGGAGGACUACAGCUCGCCCACCACCUCCUCCUUCACCUCCAGGAUGUCCAGCUGCAGGAACACCGUCAACGGCCUCGAGGAGUCCCUGGACAGUGACAGGAUUAUAUUACAGAAGAUGAAGAAAGCAGCUAAGGCCAAGCACACCUCGGGCCAAGACCACAUCUCUCAUCUGGAAGUGUACAUCAAUUCCUUGGAGAAGCUGGCUGUGAACUUCUGCACCAACGGGGAGAAGGAGCUGGCAUCUGCUUUCAAUAAGUUUGCAGAAUUGACCAAAGAGCUGCUGACGCCCAUGAAGAACCUGCUGAAGAGCAUGCUUCACAACAUCAACUUUUUCCUGGACUCUCUGGUCAAAGGGGACCUGAAAGAGGUUAAAGGGGAUUUGAAGAAGCCCUUUGACAAAGCAUGGAGGGAUUAUGAAAAUAAGUUCACCAAGAUCGAGAAGGAGAAAAGGGAGCUGGCGCGCCAGUACGGCAUGGUUCGCACCGAGGUGAGCGGCGGCGAGAUCGCUGAGGAGCUCGAGAAGGAGCGCAGGAUGUUCCAGCUGCAGAUGUGUGAGUACCUCAUCAGGGUGAACGAAAUCAAGACGAAGAAGGGCGUGGACCUGCUGCAGAACCUCAUCAAGCAUUACUACUCCCAGUGCAACUUCUUCCAGGAGUGCCUGGCGGCCACGGAAAAGCUGAAGAUGCACAUCGAAGAGCUGACGGGAAAGCUGAGCCAGAUAAAGCACAGGCAGGAUGAGGAGAAGAAGCGGCUGUGUUCGCUCCGGGACCAGCUGAGGCCCAUCCUGCAGCCCGAGCUCAAGGAGGACUCGUUGAGUAAGCAGACCGUUUACAGUAUGCACCAGCUUCAAGGCAACAAGCAGUACGGCACCGAGAAGAUCGGCUACUUGUACAAGAGGAGCGAUGGGCUCAGGAAGAUGUGGCAGAAGCGGAAGUGCAUUGUGCAGAACUGCUACCUGACCAUCGCCCAUGGAACCCCCAACAAAGCUCCAGCCAAGCUAAACCUCCUCACCUGCCAGGUGAAGCCCAGCCUGGAGGACAAAAAGUGCUUUGACCUCAUCUCCCAUAACCGCACAUACCACUUUCUCGCCGAUGACGAGUGCGACUGCGUUGCGUGGAUCUCGGUGCUGACCAACAGCAAGCAGGAGGCGCUCAACGUGGCGUUGGACGAGCGGCAGCCCAGUGGGGAGAACAGCAUCGAGGACCUCACCAAGGCCAUCACUGACGACAUCCGCCGCAUGCCGGGAAACAACGUGUGCUGCGACUGCGCGGCGCCAGACCCCACGUGGGUGUCCACCAACCUGGGAAUCCUCACCUGCAUCGAGUGCUCCGGGAUCCACCGGGAGCUGGGGGUGCACUACUCCCGCAUCCAGUCCCUGUCCCUGGACAAGCUGGGUACCUCUGAGCUGCUGCUGGCCAGGAAUGUGGGCAAUUCCGGAUUUAAUGAAAUCGUGGAGGCCGACCUUCCGAGCCUCUCGGUGAAGCCGACCGCCAAGAGCGACAUGGCAGUGCGGAAGGAGUUCAUCGUCCGGAAGUACGUGGAGGGCCACUUUGCACGGCGCAGCGGCAACUCGCCAAGCACCUUACGGCGCAACCUCCAGGACGCUGUGCAAAGCCACAACAUCUUCGCCCUGCUGCGGCUCUACGCAGAGAAGGUGGACCUGAGCCAACCGCUGCCCAGCCACAUGCAGGAGAAAGGGGAGACGGCUCUGCAUCUGGCCGUCCUCUUGGCCGACCGGACAUCUCUCCACAUGGUGGACUUCCUGGUACACAACUGCAACAACCUGGACGCGGUGACGAUGAGGAGGAACACGGCUCUGCACUACUGCUGCCUCUAUAACAAGACCGAAUGCCUCAAGCUGCUGUUGCGAGCCAAGGCCAACACGCACCUCAGGAACGAGGCGGGUGAGACAGGCCUGGACAUCGCCAGGAGACUCAAGCACAUGCACUGCGAGGAGCUGAUCAACCAGUCCCAGAACAACCAGUUCAACAUGCACGUCCACGUAGAGUACGAGUGGCGACUGCGGCAGGACGACUUGUACGAGAGCGACGACGACCUGGAUGACAAGACGGGUCCAGCCAAGAAGGACCGCUUCUCCCGCCCAAUGAGCCUGUACCACCAUACCAGCGGCUCCACCCACCAGGAGCGUAUCGGAGGAGGAGGCGGAGCUUUCUACAACGUCGGCCGCCGGCUGGCCGCGGCCCGCGACCAGCGGCGAGAGGUCUACGCCUUCCCCAGCUCGCAGACACGCAGCCUAGACAGCCCGCCUCCGCCACCACCGUCGUCGCCCGCCCCCCCUUUGCCUCCCAGGGUCAGAGUUCCAAACGUGCCCCCGCCACCUCCCCCCGUGAGCCCCCCCGAGGUGUGGAGCGAAGGCCUCGGGAGCAAGAAGAGAACCCCACCCCCUCCCCUCGUCAUCCGCCAUAAGCGCACCUACUCGGAGCCCACCCCCCAGGUGCCCCCCAGCCCCCUUGGGGUGCGCCAGAUUUCCUUAGAUUACGCGGUGCCCGGCAAUGGGAAGGGAUGUGGUGUCCUGGAGUCGCCUUUCCAGAAAUCUGUUUGCAGCUCAGGGUCUCCAAAGUGCACCGGGACCGCGCUCAACUCUCUGUCGGAGCUGCCGGAGAGAGGGCUUAGAAGCGACGGAGAGAGCGGCUCGUCCCAGUACAUCUACUCGGUCCCGCAGGGGAGCGGCCGCGCCUCCCAGUUCGGCUACCCCGGCAUCUCGGGGCCCCGCAGCCCGGAGUCCAACGGGGGCUCGUCUGGCCAGCAGGGUCCCACCCCAGACCACCUGCCCAGGAAGGCGCUGGCAAAACCGAAAGUCCGGCGGGUCAGAGCCAUUUACGACUGCGUGGCCGACCACCACGACGAGUUGACCUUCAACGAAGGAGAGGUGCUUGUGGUGCUUCGAGAGGAUGACGCCGAUUGCACGGCUACAUCGAGGGCCAGCCGGACAAGACGGGCCUCUUCCCGGCAUCCUUCGUCCACGUCCUGUCCGACUAGAUGUGACCAAGGGCGCCGACGGCCUUGCCACACCCUCGAGGAGACUCCGGGCCUCUCUGAAGACCUCCUCCGCUAUUGUUUGCUCUGAGCGGGUGAGAGUCAACCAAAAAGGACCGCUGGGUGCGGGUGUGCGGGAGGAGAUGCGUGAAUUGCAUGGGACGUCCUGCACCCCUCUCUCCUCUCUAUCCUUGGUGAGCCAAAGCCCUACCUUCACUUGCUCAUGAGGUGGAUCCAUUUCCGCCCGUUCCUACUAUUGCGUGCCAGGGGUUGAGGGUCUCUCAUCGACCAGCGUUCAGGUGGACCUUAGCCCCCCCCCCUCUCGUGCAAAUGGCUUUAAGGGUCACCUAUAAACACAACGUUUACAAAGCACAUUGAGGUGUCAGGGAAGGAACCCGUGAGGAACAUCUGCCACGUCUGCUACCGUGAGGUUCGUUGCGAGCGGUGCGGCCGAGCCCCUUUUUGACGCUUCCUCGGCUCUGAUCCCCUUCCCGCCCAACGCUUUGCCGAAACUUUUCGUGCGCUACAGCCGAGCACAGGAGCUCAGAGAACCUCUCCGAGGAGGGCUUUUCUUCUCAGAUCCACGGUACUCUGCUCCUCCCCGUCGAAGGGGAUGAAGAGCCAUUCAUCGUUCACGCUUCUCGUGAUAUAUAAUCAGCGAAGAAGCUCUCCGGUGGCAAUUCUGUGGAUUUAGCGCUGAGCCAUAAUCUCUGGAUGGAAAAGAUUGGCAGUGCUGUAGGAGGACAGUCUCCUCUUUGAAGGAGAACAGCAGAGCGAAGCUGCAAUUUAGCUUAAGUACAGGGCGGAGAGAGCGUGUGUCCCUAAAGGACAGCACACGUGCACGGAGCACUGGCUUGAGAGCAUCGUGAGUCUUUGUGCUCAUUUCGGGCUCCGGCCCGGUCGGCGCACCCAGCCGAACACGGGUUCGAAAUAACGUGCGUCGCGUGGUGCCGUAGGCCUUGGUGCGUGGCUCCUGCUGUGAGCGCGUGGAACCCAGCUGUGACAUGACUUGCGUAGGAGGAGAGAUCCAUCCGCAACGUUGCCGUUCUGUGCUCGCCGUGUUGAACCCCGCGUGCUGGUGCAAUGGUGGUAAAAUGAUGGAAUAGUGUUCAGUUGCAUGAGUCCCUCGCAUAGCUCCAAGUACUUGAACGGAGUCCCGUGUCGCACCCGCGAAUCGGAAACGGCCGGUCACUAAUAAUUCAUAACCCGCUCUUUACAAAUGAUUGAUUUAUUUUCCUAUAGCGGUGAAAUAUCUGACUGGACAGCUGGGCGUUCUGUUGCCGCUCUUGCUCUUUAUCUGCAUAUUAUUUUACAUAAUUCAUAAUCUGUUUGACACUUGGUGAUUUUUUCAAGCAAUAGAUUUGGAGGAGACAUUCGUAUCGUUCCGAAUUUCCAAAAGGAAUAAUCUCAGCAUGAUCAUUUGAAUUUCCUGGAGCCAAUUCCUUAAUUCCUCUUUUUUUUUUUAUUGAAAGUGUUAUGUACCUCCUCCUCUUACUUUUUAUAUUUGUUCUCACUUUCUGAAAUAAUUUAUAUUU
Messenger RNA from Scleropages formosus (Asian bonytongue), 4878 nucleotides. RefSeq names its product un-named sa1614. The record is from RefSeq and is a predicted model, not a curated record. NCBI's taxonomy places the organism in Eukaryota, Metazoa, Chordata, Actinopteri, Osteoglossiformes, Osteoglossidae. Gene Ontology annotation, cellular component: cytoplasm. Bases 303 to 3434 code for a protein of 1043 amino acids. The transcript is spliced from 28 exons. Gene Ontology annotation, molecular function: protein binding; GTPase activator activity. Gene Ontology annotation, biological process: positive regulation of GTPase activity.